Molecule: messenger RNA, 5449 nt
Organism: Passer domesticus (house sparrow)
Lineage: Eukaryota; Metazoa; Chordata; Aves; Passeriformes; Passeridae
Gene: ERG
Product: ETS transcription factor ERG
Exons: 10
Coding region: 2209-3927 (572 amino acids)
Biological process (GO): cell differentiation; regulation of transcription by RNA polymerase II
Cellular component (GO): nucleus
Molecular function (GO): protein binding; DNA-binding transcription factor activity, RNA polymerase II-specific; sequence-specific DNA binding
Source: RefSeq, a predicted model, not a curated record
GUGAUGCCAAGAAAUGCCCCUUUGGAGAGAGGAAGGGAAAUGCUUUGGAUAAAAUAGGAAAAAGCACAAAUUCUGCCCCCCAAGCCCAAACUGAGAAUGGGUGAGGAGUUCAGUUCUGGUCACAGACAUUUGCACAUAGAGUUUAUUUCACCAUUUUUCCUGCUUGCCUUUGGAUAAAUAUUCAGAUAUUCAGCUUUGUCUCUUUUGGGAGUUAUUUGCCAAAGUACAGGGGGGAAAAAGCAAAGCGUUUCACCUUAUUUUGGAGAUUCAAGAUAUUUAGGAGGGAUUCAGGCAAGCAUCCUAGCUCUCCAAUCACUCAGAUCAGACCUUUGGCAUUUUAAACUUUUUUUCACCAUUUCUUGUAGCUUCAUAAAACCCCUCCUGUAUUCAUGGGAGUGUCAAGUGUUCCCUGGACCUUCCCUGCCAAAAUAUUGUUUUUUGAACUCAGCUAUCAGUGUAAGCAGAAAAAAAAAAAAACCAAAAAAAAACCACCAAAAAAUGAAAAUAAACAAAUUAUCUCACUUUUAGCCCAUUGCUUGGGAAAGAGUGUGAAUUGUUUCAAAUUGACAGAGCAGUCCUGAAUAGUCACUGAUGCUGAAUAUCCUGGUGAUCAAUAUCCCCUUCACCCAACCACAUUAUCUAACCAGAUACUCACACAGCUAAGUUCCAAAUUAAAUCCUUUCUUUUGCUACUUCAGAGCUUUCAAAUAGAAAUUAUCUUUCCUUCCCUAAUUAAAAGUGUUUCUCUCAUAGGAGGGGCACCAGAGUUUUUUCAGAGAUUGCCAAAAUGAUAUUGAGGUAUCCAGUCUGGGACUAAAACAAAUCCAUGAGUGCUGUAAAAAGCCAUAAUUUCUGCUCCUUGAAAAAGAGUUUCCUGUUCAUAUCCAGGCAACAGGAUGGUGUCUCUAUAACUGCUUAUCUUUCCUGAAUUAAAUGUCAUUUUUACAUAAGGGAACCUUCAUUAGUGAAUGUCACCCACACCUGUGAGAGGUAAUAUUUAUAAAGGUGUCCCCUCUUUGUUGCCUGACUUGUUCAUCCUAAAUGGUAUUUUCAUAGGUAAAAUGUUAAUCCUUUCUGAUUCUAAUGAGAAAAUCAGUUGCUGGAAUUGCAUUUCGCCAGUGGGCAAAAAAAAAAAAUAAUCUGUGCUCUAUUCCUGUUGUUUCAUACCAAAAGAAAUAAAUAUAAUUCAUAUAUCCCAUUUCAUUGAUAAUAACUACGAUGAUUAAUGCUAUGAAGUUGGCAUUAUUAUCCUUCUUUUUGCAUUUUUUUUAAUGAAUUGGUUGUUUAACCUGGGGAAAAGGAGGCUCAGGGAGGACCCUAUUGCUCUCUAAAAGCACCUGAAAGGUUAAAGCCAGGUGGGGCUUGGUCUUUUCUCCCAGGUGACAAGUGACAGGACAAGAGGAAACGGCCUCAGGCUGAACCUCGGGAGGCUUAGGGUGAUGUGAGGGAAAAAUUCUUCACUGAAAGGGUGAAGCAAGCACUGGAAUGGGCUGUGUAGGCCAGUGGUGGAAUUGCUGUCCAUGGAAAUCUGCAAAAAACACGUGGAUGUGGCACUUGGGGACGUGGUUUUGUGGUGAACACAGCAGCAGCCUAAAACCAUAGCAAGUGUUGCAUCCUUUGGGUGCUUCAGUCCCCAGUCCUGCCAUUAAAACUCAAAAUUAUCUGAGGCCGUGCCACUUCCUAAAUGUGUUUCCACUGCUUUGGAAGAAAUAUGAGAAAAACGCCGGUUAUGGGAUUUUUUCUUGAUCCAGAUGUGACAAUUUGUUUGAUUUUUAUCACUUGUUUCGAACUUGCAUUUUGAAAACUGUGUUUAAGGAGAUGGAAAAUGACAUGACCACUCUUUUUUUCUUUCCCCACGACACACCUGAGCAAGAGGCACCAUUGAAGACCCACCUGCUCUGAAAUUUCCUCCUUCCUCCUGAGAGAAAGCUCCAGGAACGAGCCUUUGGGGUGGACCUUGUCCCUGCACAGGACACCGGGGUCAGCUCUGGGGACAACUGCUGUGACAGAGCAACUGAGCUGCAGGGCCAUGGAGCUGGGGCUGGUGGCAGGAAGGAGGCACAGCAAGGGCUGCUCCAGCCUCACAGAAUUCCCAGAGUCACUGGGUUGGAAGAGACCUUCAAGAUCAUUGAGUCCAACCCAGCCCCAACAGCUCAACUGAGCCCUGGCCCCCAGUGCCACAUCCAGGCUUUGUUAAACACACCCAGGGAUGGGCACUGCACCACCUCCCCGGGCAGCCAUUCCAGAACUUUAUCUCCCUUUCUGGAAAAAACUCUUUCCUGAUCUGCAGCCUGUAUUCCCUUGGUGCAGUGCAGGCUGUGAGCUCUGGCUGUGUCAGUGCUGCUGCAGACAGAGCCCAGCCCCAGCUGACUACACCCACCUGGCUGGCCCUUCCUCCCUUUCCUGCCUCCUGCAUUCUGCAGGAGCACUGGCUGAAUUAGUCACACAGGGACUACUGGGUUUUCUGCUGCGGACGGGCGCUGACCGCGGGCGGAGAGCGGCGGGCGAUGCCCGGCGGUGCGGCGGGGCCCGAGGCGUGCCCGGGGAAGGUCGGGGCGAGGCGGCGGCGGGGACGAGCGGAGCCCCGGAAGCGUUAUCGGUGGUGAGCGAAGACCAGUCCCUGUUCGAGUGUGCCUACGGAUCACCCCACCUCGCCAAGACAGAGAUGACGGCCUCCUCCUCCAGUGAAUAUGGGCAGACGUCCAAGAUGAGCCCCCGUGUCCCCCAGCAGGACUGGUUGUCACAGCCCCCGGCCAGAGUCACCAUCAAGAUGGAGUGUAACCCCAACCAGGUUAACGGGUCAAGGAAUUCUCCAGAUGACUGCAGCGUGGCAAAAGGAGGGAAGAUGGUCAGCAGCUCAGACAGUGUUGGGAUGAACUAUGGAAACUACAUGGAGGAGAAGCACGUUCCACCCCCAAACAUGACGACCAACGAACGAAGAGUCAUUGUGCCAGCAGACCCCACGCUGUGGAGCACUGACCACGUGCGCCAGUGGCUGGAGUGGGCGGUGAAGGAGUACGGGCUGCCGGACGUGGACAUCCUGCUCUUCCAGAACAUCGACGGCAAGGAGCUCUGCAAAAUGACCAAGGAUGACUUCCAGAGGCUCACCCCCAGCUACAACGCAGACAUCCUCCUGUCACACCUACACUACCUCAGAGAGAGAGGUGCCACUUUUAUUUUCCCAAACACAUCAGUUUAUCCAGAAGCAACACAAAGAAUUGCAACCAGGCCAGAUUUGCCUUAUGAGCAAGCCAGGAGAUCAGCAUGGACGAGUCACAGCCACCCCAGCCCUCAGUCAAAAGCUACUCAGCCAUCAUCCUCAACAGUUCCCAAAACAGAAGACCAGCGUCCUCAGUUAGAUCCGUAUCAAAUUCUGGGACCGACCAGCAGCCGACUUGCAAAUCCAGGCAGCGGGCAGAUCCAGCUGUGGCAGUUCCUGCUGGAGCUGCUGUCGGACAGCUCCAACUCCAACUGCAUCACCUGGGAGGGCACCAACGGCGAGUUCAAGAUGACGGACCCCGACGAGGUGGCGCGGCGCUGGGGCGAGCGGAAGAGCAAGCCCAACAUGAACUACGACAAGCUCAGCCGCGCCCUGCGCUACUACUACGACAAGAACAUCAUGACCAAGGUGCACGGCAAGCGCUACGCCUACAAAUUUGACUUCCACGGCAUCGCCCAGGCCCUGCAGCCUCACCCCCCGGAGUCGUCCAUGUACAAAUACCCGUCGGACCUGCCCUACAUGAGCUCGUACCACGCGCACCCGCAGAAGAUGAACUUUGUGGCUCCCCACCCCCCCGCCCUGCCCGUGACAUCCUCCAGCUUUUUCGCUGCCCCCAAUCCGUACUGGAAUUCGCCGACUGGAGGGAUCUACCCCAACACCAGGCUGCCGGCUGCUCAUAUGCCUUCUCAUCUUGGCACCUACUACUAAGUGGGGUGGGGAGAGCAAACAGCAGGCAAAGCAAAGCUGCUUCUCACUGGGAUUCGGUCCCUGAGGAGUGGCAGUGAACUCUGUUGGAGUACUCAAAUUAAGUGCCUAAAGGGACAAGUGAAGGUUUGGCUGGGAUUAAAAAAACCCCAAAACCACGUUAAAAAUAGAUGUCAAAAAGACUUUUUUGUAGUAGGGAUUUAAAGGAAAUAUCCAAGAAGUAUUAAGAUACUAAAAUGUAAUGUAUAUGGGCAUCGACUCUGUGGACCAAACAACAAGAGACUAUUGUAGGUAGAAGCAUGAAAUGAUAAGGAAAACCUACGGAAGCUGGUGGUCUUAAAAAGUUGAUAAGCUUGUGUGUAAAGUUUGAUAUCAUGCUAGUGCAAAACUGGGACUAUACUACAGCAAUAUAAGGAUAAGUCUACAGUGACCUAACACACAGUAUAUGGAUCAUUACAAAAGAGAGGGAAAAGGGAAACAAAAAAGGAAAAUAAAAGCCUAUCUGUAUUUAAAAAAAUAUAAACAUAUCAGCAGAAGAGACUGGUUAGUGUGGAAGCUGAUUUGGAAUAGAGCAGCAGUGUUGUAGUUAAAGUCAAACGAGAUCCAUUCAUCAGAGCAAAUCAGCUACUCAAACUGUGAAGACAACCCAAACUUUCAGAUUCCUUGACAGUUUUACAGGAACCCUGAGCCAAACGUGGGAAAUGAGAACGUGCUGGAGGGCAAGUGCAUGAUUGUAGAUCAGAGGCCUGCACCUGGCAGAGGAAGCAGGAAGGAGAAAGAGGAGGAUGAAGGUGGUGAGAAGGGGAGGAAAGAAACUUCUUGACCAGUAGAGACUGAAAGGACUGAAAACUUUGUAGCGUUGGGACUAUGAAGAAACACUUGUUUGGACUUGUGGAACAUAUUGCUCAGUAUUAUACCAUUCCCAGUAUUUCAGGAGGAACAGACUUGAUUCAGUAGUAAUAAAAAGUGGGAAAAGGGAAAAAGCAGAAGGAGCGAGAAAUCAGAAUAUGCAUCUCUUUUUUUUUUUUUUUUUUUUUUUUUUUUAGGGAAAAAAACCAAAAGCAAAACUGGAAUUGUGUCUGAUAUUUAAAAGUUACCAGUCAGAACCUCAUCAUUACUAAGGGAGUUUGUUUUCUAUUGGUUAGAGCAAGAGACAACCCCUGACUGCCAGAAUCAGAAAUCACCUGAGUAUUUUUGUUAGGCGGGCGCCAGUUUUUCUUACCGAGUCGCGAACGCUGUGCGUUUGUCAGAGUGAAGUAUACAAGUUCAAUGUUAUUUUUUUUCCUUUUUAUAUAAUUAUUAUAUAACUUAUGCAUUUAUACACUACGAGUUGAUCUCGGCCAACCAAAGACACACACACACAAAAAACAAACAAAAAAAAAAAGGGACAAUCCAAAAAAAAACUAUUGUGGCCUUGAAUUUUAACUCUGUAUGCUUAAUGUUUACAUUAUGAACAUAUUAGUCCUUAGAUUGCAGAAUGUAUGUAAUAAAAUAAGCUUGGCCUAGCAUGGCAAUUUCAGAUUGA